This is a messenger RNA of Conger conger (European conger), 3392 nucleotides long. RefSeq lists its product as uncharacterized. The record is from RefSeq and is a predicted model, not a curated record. The transcript has 5 exons. NCBI's taxonomy places the organism in Eukaryota, Metazoa, Chordata, Actinopteri, Anguilliformes, Congridae. The coding region runs from base 268 to 1605 and encodes 445 amino acids. Gene Ontology annotation, cellular component: nucleus.
GCAGGGGCUCUCUGACUGUACGAAGUUUCUGGAUUUGAGUCUACAGUCCAAGAAAAAAAAAUUGAUUUCACCGUUGAACUGUGUGAGUGGGUCGGUGGUCACAAUCUGCUAGGCUGGGUUUACGCUGAAUUUACUGAUUACACUGAUCUUCCUGUGAUAUGGAUCAAGCUCAGUUAAGUAGUGGAUCAGCCUCGUAUCCGGAUAAUUUUGAGAUGCAAAGAUGUAAACUAGAUGGCUACUGACAGCGUGUGACGCGCUGAAUGUUUUAUGCGGGCAGGUCGGCAGUACGGAGGAGCCACUCUCACUGACAGGGUGGGCCGAACACGUUGUGGCGCGUGGAGAGGCCCGGAGAAGGAUCCGGAAACUGGUCAGAGAACGCAAGAUGUCCGGCUUCUUCUACAGUCCCCGCGGACGAGGGGCCGGCGGCCUGCCCUUCAGGAAGAGGAAGUCACGCUUCACCUUCGACGAGGUCCAGCUCCUGUUGAACGAAGCAAGUUCAACAGUGGCGUCUCGGCCGACGUAAAAAAGCGCACGUGGGCGGAGAUCACCGCUCGCAUCAACGAGAUCAGCGAGUGCCCGCGCGAGAUCAUCGAGAUCAUCAAGAAGUGGUCGGACCUCAAGUGCGACACCAAACGCAAGGUGGCGGCCAUGCGGGCGGGGCCGGGCGGGGCCAGCUCGGCGCUGCGCAUAUCCCGCGACCUCUCGCCCGUGGAGAACAUUGUGCACGAGAUCCUGCAGCUGCCCCCGCGGGACUCCUCCUCGGGCGGGUUCCCCGGGGGGUGGGCCGGCCUGGGGGGCGGGCGGCUGGAGGAGAACGGUGACGAUGACGACGACGACGAUGACGUCAUCAUGGGCAUGCCCGGCAGCGUCUCUGCUAACGGCAGGCUGGACCUUCCUCCCAUGCUCCCCAUGCCCCACCUGCCCCCGCACCCCCUGGGGCUGCCCAACGCCAUGCCCCUGCCCCUGCCCUUGCCCCCACACCCACUGGCACUAAAAGGGGAGCUCACCAUGCCCCACUCCGUCUACGGCCUCUCUGUCCGGGACUCCGCCUUCUCGCUGGCUGUGUCUGGGGAUCCUCCCGUUUCCUCUUAUGAAAUGCAGUAUGAAAUUCCUCAUGCAGAAGACCAGGCCCUGGACGACUCGGACGGGGAGCGGCGUGAGGGCCCGCGGCCCAGCCCCGCCGAGGAGGAGCAGCACCUGCCCGGCCUGCGCCGCAUGGCCCCGUCCUCCGUGCGCUCUUCCUCCUCGUCCUCCUCCGCCGCCGCGCCCGCCCCCUCCUCCUCCUCGGCCCCCGCCCCGCCCGCGCCCGCCACGCCUCCCCAGCCGCCCGCCGGGGCCCCUCAGGGCCUGAGCGCGCGGGACUCCAUGCUGCAGAGCGCCUCGGCCAGCGUGCGGGAGCAGCACGCCACCAACGCCCUGCUGGAGACGGUCUCGCGCUCCCUGGUCCUGCUGUCCGAGUCGCUGCAGCAGCUGGUGGAGACGCAGCAGGAGUUCGUGCGCGACUCCCUGCGUCUGCAGCAGGAGACCGUGCACGUCCUGCGGGACUUCUCCACCGGUGCCCUGGCGCUCAUGCGGGACAAGCUCAACGGCCGGCCGCCGCCAUAGCGACGGUAGCCCGGGUAACGGUUCCCUAGGUGGGGGAAGGGUGUGGGGGUGGAGGCUCCCUCGGGUGUUGCAGGAGCAGGGCCGUGGGCCACGCCCACACAGAGCACCAUGCAGACCUGGGUGUCGUAUGUAAGGCAUGGGCACUGUAGGGACGUUCCUGAUUCAGGGUAAAACUGUUAACUAGAUACCUGGAUAAGCUAGCCAGACCCCCAAUUCCACUGAUAAAUAUACAUUUUGCAAAAGUGUACUGUACUUAAAACCACUGGCUGGUUUUCUGCCUCAUCGGGAUCAUGCAGAGUAUUAUUAGUUAGGGCACUGGACUUGUGGCUGGGGUUCCAGAGUAUAGUGGUAUACAAACAAUUAUAAUAAUUAUUUAAGAGUAAUACUUUGUUUAUGAAAAGUAUAGAAGUAUUGGAGUCUAUCCAUGAAAUUGGAAGCAGUCAACAUGGAAAAUGAAUGGUCAGUUGGACAGAAAGCUGGUGAUUGGCUACUUCAAAGAUGGUACCAUUAUUCAAUGUGCCAAUGGUAAUGGAUGAAUUUGGGGGGGUGAUAUCACUGAUCUUGGCAGAAAAUCAUGACUGCUCACAUACUGUAUAUCAUUGUACAAGAAAUUGCCAAAGUAUUUUGAUGGUGUUGGCCAAUAUUGCCAUACAUUAAUGGCUUUUAUAGUAAUUAUAGUUAUUAAUGCAACUAAUGUUUUAAAGCACCACCAAAACCCCUUGUUCAUAUGGAUUAAAUUAAUUUAUUUAAGUUUAAUUUUAUCAACUUAAUUUUACUACAUCGAAUAUCUUGAAGACGAAAAAAGUGAACCACGGACUUAGAUGUUCUAUUUGCUAAAAUUAGCAAAAAUAAAGGAACUUUUUUUGAAUAUUUUGCCAUAUUGUAAAGAACAUUUCUGUAGUUUGUAUUAUUUUCAGACCGAAUAAUGCUUUUUGUGGCAUUUGGCCAAGACGCGGUUGUAAUAAAGAUGAUACCGGUACUACUGUAAAUUCACCUGUAUUUAUUUUUAAUGAGAGAAAUGACAAGUGAAAAAUCAUAUUGCACAGAUGGCGCUCACAGAUCCGAGUCAUGUUGUUUUUCCAAGUGUACAUUUUCUAUUCAUGCGUCCUAGCAAUUGAUAUUUAGAUGAUCUUAAGAUGUUUUAAUCACAGUUCAUUGUCCAUACUACGUAGCCGGACUCAUUGAAGCCAUUGUGUCCUCAAAUAUGUUCUCAUUCUCAUUGAGACUGAAUGACAAUUUCCCCAACCCAUGCCUUUUUAAAUCCACUUGCCAUCGGUUCUUUUACUAAAUACAACCUGUUUAUAUCACAGAUGGUGUGGUACACCAGAAUUUGUACAGAAUUUUUAUUUCAGCCGAUUUUGCAAAUGUAAUGUUUUCUCAUACUGCGGUUCUCCUUUGAUGUCUCUGCCCCAUGAAACACUAAACCACCUAAUUUAGAGGGCAUAAUAUCCAAAUAUUGGAGUAGUUUCCUCAUAGGCUGAGACUGUGAUGGCACUGCUUUUCCUGCCAGUUCUGAUUAAUGUCAUUGUAAUAUGUGGGAACUUGAGCUGGAAACUGUGCCACACUAUGCAAUGUAGCAUACAGUGGGCUCAUAAACAGUUUCUGGUUCACUUCUUAGGUGGGCUGUUACUGUAUACCCUUGAGCAAGGUGCUGGACCAGAAUUUCUGCCUUACACAUCUAGCUGUACGAAUGGGCAGAGUGUAAAAUGUUCUGUAAUUUGCCUUGGAUGGGUACCUGCAAUGCGAAUAAAUUGUGUAUUGAAAUGCUGCCAGUACAUUUCAUUCUA